CAAUGAUGCAAGAAAUCGGUGAAGAAUUUGAUCCACAAGAACCUUAUACUCGCCGUCUAAGCAGUAUUCUUGACGAAUAUCCUGAAGGUUCACAAAUUCUUCGUGAAAUUCUUCAAAAUUCUGAUGAUGCGAAGAGCACUGAGCAAAUAUUCAUAUUGGAUCAUAAUACUUAUCCUUCGAAUCAUUUAAUCGAACCGAUAUUGAGUAAUUAUAAAAAAUUCGAUUUGAAACUUGAUAGAUAUCAAGGUCCUGCCUUGUUAUCGAAGAAUAAUUCCAUGUUUGAUGAAAGAGAUUUGCUAUCCUUGAAAAAAUUGGCCAAUAGCGAAAAACGUGAUCAAUUUAAUAAAAUCGGAGUGAUGGGUAUCGGCUUCAAUUCGAUUUAUCAUAUUACAGAUUCCCCUUCUUUUAUUACCGGUGAUAAACUUGUCAUUCUUGAUCCACAUAGAUGGUAUUUUAAUGGUGGUUUCCAAUUCAACUUUGUCCAAAAGUGUUUAGCCGAAAAAUUUCCUGAUUCAUUUGCUCCUUUUAGAAUUCCACCUUUUAGUAUCACGUGUGAUGAACCAUUUAAAGGAACUUUAUUUCGUUAUCCUCUCCGUAAUGAUACGAUUUCUGAUAUUUCCAAAAAAACUUUUAAGCCUAAUGACAUCUUGGAAAUCUUUCGUAAAUUUUAUGAAAAUGAAAGCGUUAAUUGCUUAUUGUUUUUAAAAUAUGUUGAACGUAUUUCUUUUUACGAAUUGAAGGAAGGUGCCGCUGAACCCGAAUUAUUAUAUACUAUUCAUUUAGAGAAUGCGGAUUUGAUCCGAGAACAGCGUCGGUUAUUAGCGGAAAACAUUGUCCCGAUGAUGGAUUUAUUAAAAUCGAAGAAAUUAAGUAGCAAUAGUCAAUUGGAAUCAUCUUAUGUUGCACACUUCUGUCGCCAGAAGGGGAAUUCUAAGGAGGAUACGGUCUCUUGGUUAAUUUUGAAUUAUUUAAAUGACUUGCAAGAAACCGAGGAUUUCUUUCAAAAAAAUUUUGGAAAAAAUAUAAGAAAUUACAAAUUUAUUCCCAACGUUGGAUUGGCCAUCCCAUUAAAUGAUUUAAAUGUUUUAGGAAGAUUAUUUUGCUUUUUACCAUUUCCCAUUCAUAUGCCCUUUCCCGUUUCAGUACAUGGAUAUUUCGCGUAUAAAAAUUUAGUUUGUUUGAUUGCUCCAACUCUGGAUUAUGAUGCAAAUAAUUACGACUUUUUAAAAAUUCUAGACCAACCCGAUAUUAAAAUUGUUUUAAAGCAAUUGGAAAUAUGUUACAAUGGAUUGGCAAAAAAUCAGACACCAGAUGAGUUGAAAAUUAUUUGUAACGCGAUUUAUGAGUAUUUGAAUAAACUUUUCCAUAGGAGAAAUUUCCGCUUUAUGAUAAAAAAAGAAUUAGAACAUAAACCAUGGAUCUUUUAUGGAAAUCAAUUUUAUACAAUUGAUAAAAUCUUUACCCGCCUUCCAAAUGAAUUUAAGGAUAAUGGCUCGUUAAUUGAACUUCCUUUAGAAUAUUCAGUUCAAUUUGGAUCCAUGUUCAAAGCCAUGGGGCUUCAAGAUGAAAUCGGGGUCAAUGGUUUGAUUUUGAUUAUUAAUAAUAUGAAUGCGGAUGAUGCUGAAGCGAAACGGUUUUCGGUAAUAAUAGAUGAGAGGCAAUAUUAUGAUUACAAUGAAUCUUUAUUGUCAGAAGAAAUGAACUAUUGGCAAGGUCCUGCGAUAUGGAUAUAUAAUGAUGCUGAAUUUCCUAUCAAAGAUUUUCGGGCUUUGACCAAUCUUGGAGUUGGAGGAAAAUCUCAUGAUGACACAAAAAUCGGAAGAUUUGGAACAGGAUUCAAUUGUGCUUAUCAUAUCACAGAUUUACCAAGCAUUGUAAGCGGAAAAUAUAUCACAUUUUUAGAUCCAAAUGGUAAAUUUCUUCCUGAAAAGGGGUAUCCUCCUAAAAGGCAUCGUGGUACUAGAUUCAAUUUUAUUGAAAAGAAAUUUAAAAAGAGUUUUUCCGAUCAAUGCUGUCCUUACAAGGCUUUAGAAGGGCUUGAUUUUAUAGAUCAUUGUGAUUUUAUGGAUACGUUUAAAGGUUCAUUGUUUAGACUUCCGCUUAGGACUCGUGAAACGGUAGGAAAAAGUGAAAUUUCGAGUCAACUUGUGGAAAUUAGUGAUAUCUUGCGAGUACUCGGUAAAAUACAGGGAAAUAAAGAAAUGCUCUUUUUAAGAAAUGUAGAAAUAUGUAGUCUACACCUCCUAAGAGAACAAUACCAAUCUCCUCAAUUGGUAUGGCAAGCGCAAAUUAACGCGUCAAGAACUUGUCGUGGAAUGCGUAAAAGCGUAACCAAUGAGAUGCAGAUCUACCAAUUGAAUAUCGAAAGAAUUAAUAUUCUAAACAAGAAAGAAUCAGAACAAUGGAUUUUAUGUACAGGAGGACAUGAUAGAGUCAAAACAAAAUUUGAAAAAUUUGCAAGAGAGAAGCGACUCAAUGUAACAUAA
Funneliformis geosporum is the source of this 2486-nucleotide messenger RNA. Lineage: Eukaryota; Fungi; Glomeromycota; Glomeromycetes; Glomerales; Glomeraceae. The record is from the annotation of a GenBank genome assembly.